AUGUUCCUUCCUUACUACUCAGCUGACAUUUUCUUACUAUGUUUCUUCCUUACUACUCAGCUGUCUUUUUUACCUUCAUUUAUUUCCUCUUAUUUUCUUACCAUGUUUCUUCCUUACUACUCAGCUGACAUUUUCUUACUAUGUUUCUUCCUUACUACUCAGCUGUCUUUUUCUUACCUUCAUUAUAUUUCCUCGUAUUUUUCUUACCAUGUUUUUCCUUACUACUCAGCUGUCAUUUUCUUACUAUGUUUCUUCCUUACUACUCAGCUCUGUCUUUUUCUUACGCUUCAUUAUAAUUUCCUCGUAUUUUCUUACCAUGUUCCUUCCUUACUACUCAGUUGUCAUUUUCUUACCAUGUUUCUUCCUUACUACUCAGCUGUCUUUUUCUUACACUUCAUUAUAAUUCCCUCUUAUUUUUCUUACCAUAUUUUCUUCCUUACUACUCAGCUGACAUUUUCUUACUAUGUUUCUUCCUUACUACUCAGCUGUCUUUUUCUUACGCUUCAUUAUGAUUCCCUCUUAUUUUCUUACCAUGUUCCUUCCUUACUACUCAGCUGA
Molecule: messenger RNA, 558 nt
Organism: Acanthosepion pharaonis
Lineage: Eukaryota; Metazoa; Mollusca; Cephalopoda; Sepiida; Sepiidae
Source: the annotation of a GenBank genome assembly